Molecule: messenger RNA, 1741 nt
Organism: Zeugodacus cucurbitae (melon fly)
Lineage: Eukaryota; Metazoa; Arthropoda; Insecta; Diptera; Tephritidae
Gene: GV1
Product: transcription factor stalky
Exons: 5
Coding region: 351-1292 (313 amino acids)
Source: RefSeq, a predicted model, not a curated record
CCAACGUCGAACGACAAUUUUGCGCCGAAAAAGACUUGGAGCUGAUGCGAUCAACAACAAACGCUCAGUGUUGCUCGUGUCGCCAAAGCGCCUUGUCACGCUACGUCGUCCGCUGUCUUUUAAGCGUCGCUAACGAUUAUUUCUGCAUUACAUAUUUGUUAUUGAAGGCCUCAAUCAAUUGUGGAAAUAAGUGAAUGUAAGCGAUUUGUGAAAAAAACAUAAACAUUGAAUAAACAGAAAUAAAUAUUAACUGAAUUAAGUGAUAUAUUAAGAGCUUAGAAGCUACUGCACAUACUAGGUGUUGGAAUAACUGAGUGUUUUGAGAAGAGAACGGGAACAUUUAUUUCAAAAUGUUCACACAAUCCACAUACGCCCUGGUCACGUGCCUCAUUUCAAUUUGUGCGGCGAUACGUGUCGAUUUCAAUACGAACAAGGGUCCAAUUGUGCCACCAACACCACGUACAACGGUACGCCCCUUGCCGCCAUACCGUGAGCCAGCGCCCGUUUGGGAGGAUCAAAGCAAUGAUAUACCGAAUCCGAAUCCAUACACCUACAUUUUACCGCCUCCAUCGCGACCACGUACAACUGGCAAUAAUGUUGGCAACACCGGUCAAAGGCCACUGCAUUACUAUGGCAACCUUUUGUUACCCUCCAACGAGAAUGCCUUCGCGCAGCAGGGCAGUACGAAUGUAGGCGGCGGUAGUUUGGCAGCGAAAUAUAUACCGAAUGUCGGAAUACGGUAUACAGCAGUGGUGGCGCCUACCUACAACAGCAACAAUUACAACAACAAUAACAAUAAUCAAGCGAAUCGCAAUAACGGUGGCAGCAAUUACUUUGACGUGAACAAUAAAUUGCAUGGCAAAUAUUAUAAUGCGAAAACGAAAAAGUACAAGGCAUACGAGAAGGUCAAAUACGUGCCACAAAACUAUUAUCCACUCUCUACAUUGGCACUGCCCAUCGAAAAACCAUACACAAAUGCAUUCAAUCAAGAACAGUUGAUACGCACACAACAGUUGCCACAAGUUGUUGCACCCAAAGCCUUUCGACCAAAUGAAAAGCCAACAAGCGAAGUGGAAACCGCAGCAUCCGCAUGGACAAACACCGUUAGUGCAGCAGCAGCACCUUCAGUUGCCACACAAGCCAAGUGGGCGCACGCGAAAGAUCAGCCGCUGUUGAAAAGUAAGACCCUCCCUGAGAAGCUAGCAAUCGCAUCAACAGCUACUACAACAACAACUGCCAAAACAACGGGAGGUCAACAGGUGAACGCUAUCACCAGUGCGAAGAGCAGGUGAAUGUGCAGCAAAUACCGUUACAGCUAUCUGAGUUGCUAUCUGGCUGGUCUGAGAGCUCAGGCAGCACAAAUAUAAAUUAAUUUUGAAGAGAAAAUAAUUUUCAAACGCAUUUAAAACAACAAAUCAAGAAAAAAAGUGAAAAAAAUGUACCUCAAAUAAACAAAUGAUCAACUUUUUGGACAUUUACUGUUAUAAAACCGUAUUGCUACAUUUUUUUGUUUGUAUCUUGUAAAUUUUACUAACCAACCGAUUCAGUCAAGUUUGGCUAAUUAUUACAUAAUAAGCAAUGUCCCUUUAGGACUCACCGAUUUUUUUUGUUUUUUAAGUUUUGCCUUGCCAUAGAAAAGCAACAACGAAAAUUCAUAAUUAUUUUAUUAUUUUUUAAACAAAAGCUGUAUUGUUGGCAGCGUGCUAUGUACAGCUAUAUAAUAAAUAUUUUGUUAUAUAUU